Messenger RNA from Ostrea edulis (European flat oyster), 1608 nucleotides. RefSeq names its product acetylcholine receptor subunit alpha-like. Gene Ontology annotation, biological process: signal transduction; chemical synaptic transmission; monoatomic ion transmembrane transport. Bases 122 to 1351 code for a protein of 409 amino acids. The transcript has a single exon. The record is from RefSeq and is a predicted model, not a curated record. Gene Ontology annotation, cellular component: synapse; membrane; neuron projection. NCBI's taxonomy places the organism in Eukaryota, Metazoa, Mollusca, Bivalvia, Ostreida, Ostreidae. Gene Ontology annotation, molecular function: transmembrane signaling receptor activity; extracellular ligand-gated monoatomic ion channel activity; neurotransmitter receptor activity.
ACAAGAAGAACCGAACAUCUGACAUUAAUCGAGAGUUUCAAUUUACCAAAUUGCCCCAUUGUGGAUUAAAACCCUGUAGUAAAAUUAUAAACCUCUAUCGGUAGAUAGUGCAGACUUCAAAAUGAGGGGCUUGUUGGUCGUUUUAUGUUUUUUCUGGUGUGUGGACGGAUAUACCAUCCAAGACCAGACACAGCUUCACACAAACCUCACCACGGGGUAUGACCGAAGGGUAAGGCCAGGAAUCGACAGAACGACCCCCCUGCAAAUCGAUAUCAAAUUCUAUCUGACGAGUUUGAAGGAAUUCUCGGAAGGACUAAGUAAAAUUGGUAUUGUGGGAUCACUUAGUCUUGAAUGGACAGAUUCCCGACUCGCAUGGAACCCUACCAACUAUGGUGGAGACCUGUACGAUACAACACUCUUUAUAUCUGAUAUUUGGGUACCUUUUCUGGUAUUGAUGAAUCCAUUCGAUAAAGUUCGCAAAGUGCUUUUAAAUGGAAUGUCUUGCAAAGUAUAUGAUUACGGAAAAGUCAACUGCCUACCACCUGAUCUUUAUGAAGCCACUUGUGAUGCUGACGUCACUUAUUACCCGUUUGAUUCGCAGACGUGCACAUUAAAAUUUUACGUUCCCGCUCUAAGCCCAUCAGAUAUUAUUCUGAGACCAAAUUCCUCUACAUUUGACACGUUGUUGUACGAGGAGAAUGGAUUGUGGUCUAUCAAAAGCACCCGUCUAUAUUACCAUGUUAACCUGUACAAUUUCGAGGAACUUCGAUUGGAAAUCAACAUGAAGCGAAGGACCGCAUAUUACAUCACUGGAUUACUUUUACCAAUUGCUUUAAUGAAUUUUCUUCAGAUUUUAGUGUUUGCCUUACCUGUGGAGUCCGGAGAGAGGAUGGGAUUUUCUAUCACCGUUUUACUGGCUGUCGCUGUUUUCCUCACAAUAAUACAAGACAAGCUACCCGAGGCAUCAGAACCGAAUGUAUCGUGCUUAACCUACAAACUUUUGGUUGACAUGUUGCUUGGUUGUGCUAUGGUGAUAGCCGUGGUAUUUGGGAUGAAUUUCUACCAUAAAACAGACGACAAGGAAAUUCCCGCCGGACUGAAGAGUUUUACACGCGGCGUGAUGAUGUGUCGUAAACGUAAAAUAUCUACAGCGUCAAUAGAAAAGUAUGGAGAUACGGAGAAAACUCCAGUAGAAUGUGUUAACGAUUAUGCAAACAGUGACGUCACAAGUAACGUCACUUGGAACGAUGUCGGAUUAGCUUUCGACAAGUUGUGUAUAAUACUUUUCCUUGUUUUACUGAUUUCUAGUAACUUUAUAUACCUUGCAACUAUGGGAAUAAUGAGUUCAUGACGACUUGACUAACCAUAAUCUAAAAUCGUUCGAUGUCAUCAAUACUCCAACACACUCACAAAUAACUGUCCAGCGUACUUAUUUGUUAGUUUCAGAAUCGAAUCGAAUCCUUAUCACCUGAAAGUUUUAUGACUGUGCAUGUAUAUAUACAAUUUGUAAUAUGUUUUAUGGUAUAUAAUCGGUUAAAGAGCUUUUUAGCUCAAGUUAUUUGUUUAUUGUAAAUAGUUCCGAUUUUGAAUAAAAAUUACUUCCUUGCA